Molecule: messenger RNA, 1461 nt
Organism: Rana temporaria (common frog)
Lineage: Eukaryota; Metazoa; Chordata; Amphibia; Anura; Ranidae
Gene: CD63
Product: CD63 molecule
Exons: 8
Coding region: 125-838 (237 amino acids)
Cellular component (GO): membrane
Source: RefSeq, a predicted model, not a curated record
AGGAGGGGUGGAGUACGCUCAGCUUCGCCAUAAGUAGCAGAUCGCUGUGGAGUGCAGACUGUGUUGAGGAGCAACAGUUUAUUAAAGCUUGUUGUAGGAGCGGCUGGGGUGACAGAGCGGCAGGAUGGCGGUGGAGGGAGGAAUGAAGUGUGUCAAGUAUCUUCUCUUCGUUUUCAACUUGAUAUUCUGGAUCUGUGGGAUUGCGCUCAUAGGACUGGGCAUCUAUGUGCAGAUUUAUCUUAACAAAACACUGACCAUAAACAGUGCUUCAGCAUCGGGACCGCCUAUCGUUCUUAUUGUGGUCGGGGUCAUAAUCUUCUUCAUUUCAUUCUUUGGAUGCUGUGGAGCUGCAAAGGAGAACUACUGCAUGGUGACCACGUUUGCUGUUCUUCUGGGUCUAAUCUUUCUGGUUGAAAUAGCUGCUGCAAUUGCCGGAUAUGUUUUCCGCAAUAAGGUCGAAGAUGUCUUCAAAGAUUCCUUAAAUGACAGUGUUAGCAAAUACAACAUUACACCAGAAGCCAGGGAUGGCAUAGAUGACAUUCAGAAAACGUUCCAUUGCUGUGGUGCCAAUAGCUCCAGUGACUGGACUAACUAUCCUCCUUUUAAAGGCAGCACCACAGUUCCUGACACAUGCUGCAAGGUCAUUGUAACUGGAUGUGGCAAGAAUUCAACCAACAUUUAUACUAAUGGAUGUAUUCAGGGUAUCGAUGCUUGGGUGAAAACGAAUGUCGGCAUCAUUGCUGGAGUUGCCCUGGGAAUUGCUUUCUUUGAGAUCUUGGGUAUAGUCUUUUCUUGCUGCUUGAUGAAGGGAAUUCGCAGUGGAUAUGAAGUGAUGUGAUCUGGCGCCGUGCACAAGAUAAUGCCGUGAUGUCUCUUCCCCAUAUUGCCAUGUUAAGACACAAACUAGCGUUUGCUCUCCUUCCUAUUGUGAACACAUUUUUUUACAAGCUAUUCUAUGAUCUGUAAUGGCACAGCAUGUCACUUCUCUGUGAAUUUGGUUACAAAAGUUUUUAUAUUAUGUAUUGUCAUAGAGUUCUUUCAGCUGUUGCUUUACUCUGCUUUUUUUUUUUUUUUUUUUUUUUUUUUUUUUUGCUGGUAUGCCCAACAGCGCUUAAAGGUCAGGCAGUCUUCAUAUGAACUUGUUUUAAAACUUUGGUAUUUGAAAAUAAUUUAUAAAAUAAAAUUUGCGCUUGGCUUUAGGAAACUUUUUGGAAGCAGAUUGCUACAUUCCUUCAGUGCCUUUAUAUUCUGUACCAGCCUCAUUACAAAGGAAAUUUUUGAGUUUCUGGUCCAGAAAAUCUGUAUAAAAUGUAUAUGUAGCCUAUGUGCCAUAAGCAAUGCCAAGGGAAAUUCUAUAUUUUAUUCAAAGUUAGCAAGUACCCUAUACUCUUUCCCCAUUACAAUUUCCAUUUUCUACAAAGCACAAAAUGUAAAUGCCAAGAAUAAAGUGAUAUAACGGCC